Cryptotermes secundus is the source of this 486-nucleotide messenger RNA. RefSeq names its product pro-resilin. Bases 1 to 486 code for a protein of 161 amino acids. NCBI's taxonomy places the organism in Eukaryota, Metazoa, Arthropoda, Insecta, Blattodea, Kalotermitidae. The transcript is spliced from 2 exons. Gene Ontology annotation, cellular component: extracellular matrix. The record is from RefSeq and is a predicted model, not a curated record.
AUGCUACAAGCUGUUCUUACGGUAGCAGUUAUUUUUACUGAUAUUGUCUGCGGAGGAAGGCUUGGCGGAGGAGGAUUCGGAGGAUUUGGGUCGUCUGGAGGUUUCGGGGGAGGAUACAGUGGUGCACCAUCAACCUCAUAUGGCUCUCCAGGUUCCAGUGGCGGUUACAGCGGCGGAUACGAUGGAGGACAGCCCACACCGUACAACUUUCAAUAUGCGGUGAGAGAUGCUGCCAGCGGUAACGACUACAAGCAACAGGAGAGCAGUGACGGACGCUCUGUGCAGGGUGAAUAUCGCGUACUGCUACCCGACGGCCGCAACCAGAUCGUCAGAUACAGAGCUGAUGAUGCUACCGGCUUCAAUGCAGAUGUUCAGUAUGAAGGAGAACCGCGUUAUCCAUCAGGAGGCGGCAGCGGCGGUUACGGUGGCUUUGGAGGACAUGGAGGUGGCUCCAGUUCAUAUCUUCCACCCCGGUACAAGAAAUAG